UGUAUAUUAGGGUAGGGUUUGAAAAACAAAGUCACAGUGUAUCAAAAUCAAGAGCCGGUGCUAACCCUCUCGCCAACCAAACAUCCAAAAUGGGUCGCAUGCACAGCAAAGGAAAGGGUAUCUCCUCGUCUGCUCUCCCCUACGUCCGCUCCCCACCUUCCUGGUGCAAGGCUGACGCCGAGGCUGUCGUGGAGCAAAUCAUCAAGUUCUCCAAGAAGGGUAUGUCUCCUUCCCAAAUUGGUGUUACCCUCCGUGACUCCCAUGGUAUUCCUCAAGUGCGAUUCAUCACUGGUCAAAAGAUCAUGCGUAUCUUGAAGGCCAAUGGUUUGGCUCCCGAGAUUCCUGAGGACCUUUACAACUUGAUUAAGAAGGCCGUCAGUGUCCGUAAGCACUUGGAGCGUAACCGUAAGGACAAGGACUCCAAGUUCCGCUUGAUUCUCAUCGAGUCUCGUAUUCACCGCCUUGCUCGUUACUACAAGAAGGCUGGCGCUCUCCCUCCCACCUGGAAGUACGAGUCUGCCACUGCUUCUGCUUUGGUUGCUUAAACAAAACAAGUCGUGUGUGCACCAUUUUAAAAUUGAUCGGUUCGGUAGGGUGUGUAUGUGUUCUAGGGUUGUGUCUAGUUGG
This is a messenger RNA of Schizosaccharomyces japonicus yFS275, 627 nucleotides long. Its product is annotated as 40S ribosomal protein S13. The record is from RefSeq and is a predicted model, not a curated record. Gene Ontology annotation, biological process: translation. Bases 90 to 545 code for a protein of 151 amino acids. Gene Ontology annotation, molecular function: structural constituent of ribosome. NCBI's taxonomy places the organism in Eukaryota, Fungi, Ascomycota, Schizosaccharomycetes, Schizosaccharomycetales, Schizosaccharomycetaceae. Gene Ontology annotation, cellular component: ribosome. The transcript has a single exon.